Molecule: messenger RNA, 435 nt
Organism: Morchella importuna
Lineage: Eukaryota; Fungi; Ascomycota; Pezizomycetes; Pezizales; Morchellaceae
Exons: 2
Coding region: 1-435 (144 amino acids)
Source: RefSeq, a predicted model, not a curated record
AUGUGCAUGAGAGUUGUUGAGCGUUACGCAGUUUGCAAGUGCGUCUACUUCACUCACGGAGUCGACCAAUGCGGAGCUUAUGGCCGCCGCGGACACAUGGAGGUUCAUAUAGCCACCAGCACUCAAAUCGGAGUUCUUGCAGUGGAUCUUCCUCCUCAUCAUCAUCACGGAGCAGUGGUUCAAGACCCGAGGUCGGGUUUCCAUACAGCUCCGGCGAUGCCCGCAUCUUCCGCCGGUGAACGGUCCAAUUCCCAGCAACAGCAACAGCAGCAGCAGCAGAGCAGAGAGGCUCCUGCGGGGCCAGCGAUUGAAGCACUGCAGCAGCGGCAAGAGGCGGCGCGCUUGGGGAGGAAGCAGGAAGAUGAGGGGAGGACUAGGAGGGGGCUUCUGUUGACGGAAGGGAAUAUCACAUUUUACUGGAGAAACUACGCAUAA